GGGGUAUGCCUUUCGAGGUAUAAAGUGACGUUAGCGAUUGCACCACCUUUUCCCGUGUACCAUUUGCUCUUCUCCUUCUCCUCGCCUUCUCCUCUAGGCCUUCCUUUUCUCCAAGCCAUUAUGUCCUCCACGAUAAGUACUCCCCAGCAAUCUCUCAUAGAGUCUCCUCAAGAGGCUCUAAAGGACACAUCCGUUGGCCACCCCUUCAGUCCCAUCCCAAUCUAUAUAAGCAGCGAUGACGACGGUACUGAAAGUGACAACGAUUCUAUUGCUUCUAGAGUAGAGAGAGAUCUUCGUAAUCGACAACACAUGGAGCGCGGCACUUGCGAUCCUGAGCGUCGCCAGAAUAUGCGCACCGAGGUCGGCUCACAAAGCCCCAGGACCAACAUUAAGCCCCAGAGAAGGUCAUAUGUAAGGAGUAGACGCUCUCAUGAUCUCUUCAGCGACAGGGCCAUUUACAUUUCCAAUUUCCCUCAGCCCGUCACCCUUGCCAUCUCUACAAACUGGCACACGACAGAUAGGGAAAUUGACCAAAACACAGACGACGACAAGUCCACUACCGAUUCGAUGACCACUGUAAAUGCGGUCGACGACCCUCGAUACCUUGCCGAGGUAGCGGCCAACAUACUUAUGGAGCUGGCUGACGCUGCUGAGAUGAAACGAAUGACAUGUUCCCAGCCAUCAUACACGUCAUUCCAAUGUGCAACCGAGGGAUCCUUCCCAGCAUCAGAAUGUCCGCACCUUCAACCCUCUGUCGGUGUUUCAACAACUCAGAAAAGAGCAAUGCUCGCCGGACGACCUUAUUAUCCAUGGGAUCAAUUACUUGUGGAAGAUCGCGAGAGAUGCUCUCGCGCUUGUCGCCGUUUCUCUCUGCUCGAUCAGCCGGGUCCGGCUUUUCGGAUGAUUUUUGAACACCAGCAACAGACAUGGACUCCACAGUUACAAAUACGAAGUGGGAGAAUUGGAAACAAGGUCGCCGUGGAGCCCCCUUUCGCAUGCGACUACGGAUACAACAUAUCCAUUGGGCGCAAUGUGAUUAUCAGCCGGAAUUGCACAAUCAACAACGCCGGUCGAGUCACUAUCGGGGACAAUUGCUUCCUCGGGCCCAACAUCUCUAUUCUCACGCUUCUACCAACCGACUCCAAGAGCCCCAGGACGAGUCAUAACCUGAUAACAGCUGCGGAGUGCCUUUCUGCCGGCCAAUCCUCCUCGUCGACUCCUCACAAGCCCGACAACAAGCCGAAUACGACUGAAGGCCUACUUGUUCGUUUUGGCAUACAAGAUCCUGCUCGACCGCAUUGCCAUCAGGGCCUCGCUGUGUCGUCAUUCAUAGGAUCCCUGACGAGUACCCUUUCUUUGGAGGCCAACGACAAGGAUAUCAGCGAUGACGAGAUCAAAGAUAACAGGGCAAACGACAACGACGACACCAGUACCGAUCUCAGUACUAGCGACAACGUCUUGGCACCUGAAGACGCGAGUGACGAAUACGAUAUUGCCGAUAUCCCACCACUCGACGAUGCCUUUGAUAGGGAUGUGGGUGAUCGGAACCCAACCAACGAGGGAGAGAAAGCAGACGGAGAGCCCGUUAUCUAUAACACAAGCACGGACGAUGAAGCCCUCAACUUCGACCCGAAUGACUGUACCGACGCUUCCAGUACCCUCAAUCCCACCAUGGUCACUCUCGACAGCCGGGAAAGCAUUAUCACCGAGAUUACUGCACUCCGCGAUCGGCUUACUCAACUUGAAGCCAAGAUCAACUCAGGCUCUCAUAUUUUACAAGGCACGAAUCCAUUAGGGAAACGAAAGCAGAUCGCCUCACAACACGAGCCUACUUGCAGGGGGUCGAUGUAUCGGAAAGCUGGGUGUAUUCAUGGCAGCGUGGGCGUGGCGCUCGCUGUUGGGUCAGAGAGGUGGGAGCGGGGAAAAGGGAGGAGGUUGACGGGGGAUACCUAA
Messenger RNA from Verticillium dahliae VdLs.17, 1953 nucleotides. Its product is annotated as maltose O-acetyltransferase. Gene Ontology annotation, molecular function: acetyltransferase activity. NCBI's taxonomy places the organism in Eukaryota, Fungi, Ascomycota, Sordariomycetes, Glomerellales, Plectosphaerellaceae. The coding region runs from base 310 to 1953 and encodes 547 amino acids. The transcript is spliced from 4 exons. The record is from RefSeq and is a predicted model, not a curated record.